GGGACCUUGGAAAGAAUGCCGUCGUUAGCACGCACGAUCUCGCCCUCGAUAAUCGUUCUCCUAAUAUUCGAAUGUUACUUGGGGGCCCGCGGUACCUCGAUAAAAUCCUUGGACGUGCCGCUCGCCGUGCGCAACGGCACCGGACCGAUGGACCUGAUCUGCGCCUACGAGGUUGACGAAGACGAGAACGGACUCGUAAUCAAAUGGUUUCACGAAGCGUAUCAGAUCUAUCAGUGGAUUCCACCGAUGCCGCCACAAGAUAUCGGAAUCAUCGAAGGACUCGCGGAAUAUCCAGCUGAAAAUCUGCAGGAUCCGUAUUCGCGUUCGGUGAUACGAUUGACGACCGUUACGAUAGACAUGACGGGAGAAUACAUGUGCGCAAUCAGCACGUUCCAGGACGAAGCGAGCAACUCGACGAGGAUGAUCGUUUACGUACCGGAAAGCGAUAUGACGGUGCGCACUUACCCCUACAACAAGACUCACGUGAACUUGACGUGCGUGGUAACGGGCGCGCGACCACGGCCGUCCUUGAAGCUCUACGUCGAGGGAAUCGAGAGCAACGAUCGCGGGGGCGAUUGGGGAUCCUCGACGGACUGGCACAACGGUGACCCACGAACGUCGCUGGCCGUCGUCGUCGAGGACACGCUUGACCCCGCCGUUGUCGAAUGCGAGAUGUCGAUCCCGGAAACGGAGUACAAGCGCCGGGAACGGAUCGUCUACUACCCCACGCAAUUACUACCCUAUCGCACAAAUGUUUCGCAAGGGAGGCACUACGCGAUGUUGCUUGUCGAUAUCCUUUAUAUUACCGUUCUUAGAUUAAUAUUCACAUAGAAUUAAAGUAGACUGGUUUAACCGCAAAUUGUGCUCCGGGGAAAUAAUAAACAGGUAUAUUUAAUGUACUUAAAUUUUCGAAGCUCGAGCAUCGACUCUUCUAGUUCUAAAAAAAUAAUAAUAUAAUAAAACAAAUAAAAGCACUUUAUCUUAAAUUGAUCGUCUAUUUAGCCCGCUUUUUUAUUUUCCCAAAAGUACAAUGUAGGAUAUACGUCGCUCGAAUUUGAUGGACUUGAUUGUCCGAUUAACUUUAAUGAUUAAACAUUCGCGAUUUAAUGUUCUGCGUACAACGGACAUUGCUAUAUCGAAACGACGAAGCGUUUGCGUGCGUUGGGGGUGGGAGAGAUAAUCUUGGAAAGUGGGGAUGAUACCUAGAAAAAAGUAGCGGUACCCCUCAAGAUUAUCAUUCGCUUCCCGGCACUCACCUGCGAAGGCGUUUACAUCCUCAACUGAAGUCAUCAGGCUUAUCGUCGUGCCGAGUUUGUGGUCGCUCCUAAUCGCGAAUACUUCAUAAAAAUGAAUC
This is a messenger RNA of Temnothorax curvispinosus, 1354 nucleotides long. RefSeq lists its product as uncharacterized. The coding region runs from base 16 to 831 and encodes 271 amino acids. The record is from RefSeq and is a predicted model, not a curated record. The transcript has 6 exons. NCBI's taxonomy places the organism in Eukaryota, Metazoa, Arthropoda, Insecta, Hymenoptera, Formicidae.